AUGCUCGUUCCCUCAUACUGGAUAGCUGGUCUUCGGCGGGCAGCGACACUCCGCCACAGCCAGCUGAGAACUCUGAGGACGCGACCGGAUGUGGUGGUCAAACGCCGUCCGGCGCAGCCAGAUUUGGCACACCCCGGUGGCCCCCCGAGACCCCGGUCCAAGUUCCAAAGGGCGAACUCGUCAGAUAUCGAGUCCGCCAACAUCAGCAAGCCGCCAGCACAAAUAGAACGCGAGAUGAAGCACCAGUUUGAAAAAGACGACCUGGACUAUGACCCGGAGUUCGUCCAGGAGCUGAUCCAGCAGUCCCAGCAGGAAGAGAAAAUGUACAAGGAUAUUCUGCAGGACCCGGAGAAGGCAAAGGAGUACACUGCCAAGGAGAUGCAGGCAUUUGUUGAGUGGCUGGUGAGUGACUGUGAGGAGUUUCUGGCCAACCAGGACGUCGAUACGGAGCAGCGAGACCGGGAGUUGGAGCAGACUGUCAAUCACAUAAUCAAUAGCGAUCCGACGCCCGAGAACAUGGCAGGCGCCUUUAGUGGCAUGGAGAAUAUCGUGCAAGGGUUUAGGCGCCCUGGCGUCGAAAAGCUCGUGCAAUUUUUGAGCAUGAUCUGCAAAAAAGGUAACGAGGAGCUAAGAAAGUAUAUUCCGCUGGAUUCUCUGCUCAGAAUAUUCAAUAUUUCGACGCAGAUCAGGGACCUGGAAACCCGCGCAAAAUGUAUCCACAUGGCUGGAAACCUGAUAUACUCUGCCACAGACGCGCGCGCCGACCCGAUCAACGAGAUGUUUUAUAUCGAAUCGCUCAUGAAGUUCCACAAGGGCCAGACGGCAGAGAGACUCUACAAUAGCCGUCGCGGGAAGCCCGAUGUGGCCGGCCAGCGGUUCUGGAACGAGCUGGGAGUCCGCGUUUACCUUGAGAAUUGGAAAAUUGGCGACGCAGAGGCCCUUGCUGCCGAGACCAAGCAGCAGUUCCAUUACGUGCACCCUACAAUUUGUAUCGCGUUUGCAGACUGGUACCUGGCCAAGGAGCAGUUCGAAGACGCCUUUCGAUGGUGGGGCGAGCUGCGUGCGGUGAUGAACAGCUUGGGCCUGAUCGAGUCGCUGCCGCAGCCCGAAACACAGCUCCUGGACGACGAGCAGCUCGUGUACAGCUACCACAACCGCGAAGACCCCGUGACGUUCGAUCACGUGACCGAGCUGGCGAUCUCGUUUCUGCAGUGGAGGCGGUACGAUGAGGCGAUGGAGAUUCUGGAGGUGACGACGCGGCGCGAUAAGCAGUUCCUGUUUUACUUCAUGGACAAGUUCUGCACGAGCAUGAGCUUCCCGCAACGCGAGAUGCUGCGGCACGUUCUGCAGUCCUCGAGCUACCACCCGUCGAUGUCGAAAUUUAUGCUGAGCGAGCUUGCGGGCGCAAACGAGACGAGAUCGCUGGAGCAGGCGGAGAUCUUGGACGGCAUCGUGACCUCUUUGCGCGAGAUCGCGGACCUAAACAUCAUUUCGCCUAAAGAACGCAUUGUUGCUUCCUCUAUAAUGGACUCUAUAAAGGCCGGACAGUGUCUCACCACCAUGGAGUGUCGGGAGCUGUUCAAGAUGUUGCUGCGCAUCAAAUCGAAGAGAACGUACGUUCUGGCGACACAGGUGCUCAACGAGAUGAACGAGACGUUUGAGCGGAUGCCUGGCUCCGAUAGACUCGAGAUAUUUCCGCCAGUGUCGUCGCAUUUUUACCUGCUGCUGGUGCAAUUAUUUGGCCGGCAGAAAAAACCGGAUCUUGCGAAAAUUGAGGCCAUUGUGAGGCUCAUGGAGUCCAAGGGCAUUGGCAUGGUGACGCUGAUGGCGAACCAGCUCAUCCUCACUUACAAAAAAGCCGGCAGGCCGGAUCGUGCGAUCGAGUUUGCGCAGCACUACAUGAACACCAACGAGAAUUUUCAGCUCACCAACGAUUUCUGCAAAAUCACGCUGUCCGUGUACAGAUACGUCCAGAUGAAGUCGGCCACUCACAAGCUUGCAUACAGAAAGCGUUUACAGGAGAUACAGGACUUAUUCAGAAGGGUGUGCCGUACUCCAGGCUUCGAUGUGAGCCUGGAGCUGCUGAACGAGCUGACCCUGACGUUUUUGAAGUACGGCGAUUACGUCUCAGCCAUUUGCGCGCUGCAGCUGUACGGAAUGGUGUGCAAUAAAAGUUUGGAGAAGACGACUCUUUUGCUGGUGAACGAUUACCUGGAAAAAUCGUUUGCCAAAAUGAAAUCCAAGCUCACAGAAUACGAGAACGACCAAAUGCUAACAAGACUAUCACAAUUGCGCGAGACGAUUGGGUUCAAGUCUCUACGGAAUCUACUGGAUAAUCCGCUCGAUCUCAAUUGGAGAGACGCCGCUUCCUACAUUAUCCGGUACUUGAACGUGUUCGACUUCAAUCCCAACCCUUUCUCGCUGAAAAACCACGAUGGACAUUUUACUUCAACGCAGGAGAACCAAGAUGCCAAGACGCGGUUUGAGGAUCUGCUGGUCAAAUACCAGGAGGAUUACCAGCUGCCAAAAAUCCGUUUAUCGGAUAUUGUACAAUUAUAG
Molecule: messenger RNA, 2559 nt
Organism: Ogataea haglerorum
Lineage: Eukaryota; Fungi; Ascomycota; Pichiomycetes; Pichiales; Pichiaceae
Exons: 1
Coding region: 1-2559 (852 amino acids)
Source: RefSeq, a predicted model, not a curated record